Molecule: messenger RNA, 1383 nt
Organism: Numida meleagris (helmeted guineafowl)
Lineage: Eukaryota; Metazoa; Chordata; Aves; Galliformes; Numididae
Product: maestro heat-like repeat-containing protein family member 2A
Exons: 6
Coding region: 609-1370 (253 amino acids)
Cellular component (GO): cytoplasm
Source: RefSeq, a predicted model, not a curated record
CCAGUGGAGCUCCAUACAUUCGAGUUGCUCUCUCACAUCAAGAGCAGCUCCACCACCUUGCCUCACCCGCCUGUCUUUCCUAAAGAGCACAUAGCUGUCCACGACAGCAUUCCAGUCACAUGAGCUGUCCCACCACGUCUCCGUGACCGCAAUGAGAUCACAUCCCUGUAAGCACACACAGAUCUCUGGUCCUUCCUGUUUAUUCCCCACGCGGGGUGCAUUGCUAUACGGGCACUGGGAGAGGGACAGUUCUUGCAGGCAGGCUCUCUGGAGAGGUUAUCUGGGCGGCCAAUGGGGGGCCUCAGUGCCUCCUGGCAAGGAGUCCCCCGUCACUAAGACAAUGCUGGCGCGGAACGCGUCCGCCCCAGAGCCGAGUGCCUCCAAAAACAUGCUGUGUUUUGGGGCCAGCAAGGUUGCCAGGCAUGCUGUCUGGUCCCCAGCCCAGGGCACGUCAAUCUCUGUGAGGUGACACUCCUCGGUGCGAUGUCACAGUGGCUGUCUCUUAGUCCCCUGUGGCAGCGGUGGGAGCGGUGGCUCAGUAGCUUGUGGAAGCUGCAGGAGGAGGACCCAGAGAGAGCAUUGUGUCUAUCUGGAGAGAUCCUGCUGUGAUGGAGCGGCUGAGAGCCCUUCGAGGUCUCUUUGCUUGUGUGGGCUGCAUGCCCAGGCGUACGCGUCGCGGGAGCGGAGGCAGGGUGGCAAGCUCUGUCCCUGCUUGUCCCGUGACUUCGCUGCUGCAGCGCCUGCAAGACAAGGAGGGUGACCGAGCGCAGGCGUACUGCCAGCUGGAGAGCGCCCUGUGGGAAGAGGGCAGCCGCCCGCCGUGCGGGGUGGCGAACCGGCUGCUGGCAGAGGUGUCCCGGGACCUGACGGCGGCCCAGGGCGUGACAGACAACCUGAGGGUGGCUGCCAGCAAUGUCCUGGUGGCUCUGGCGCGGUCGCACUUCAGCUUGGUGAUGGCCGAGCUCCAGGGCCACCUGAAGGCCAUGGGGGAGAUGUCCAAGGAGUUUGUGCUCAUCACCCUCAGCAAGCUGUUCAGCAUCUACGCUCCGCAGUGCAUCGCCUUCAUGUGGCUGAUACUGGCCGGCCUGCGCAGCGUGGCCGGCCAGGUGAGGAGCGGCCGCACCCUGCGCGUCGCUUGUGCUGUUGUGAAACAAUGGUCAGAAGGAGUCCAGUUUCACCUGUACUCGGGAAAGCAAUGCUCCUGGCCCACCACGGAGAAAGAGCGAAUCUAUGAGAAUCUUUACCAGCUCCUCUGCUCCGUGGUGAGGAACUGGCAGGGCUGCGAGGAGGAACAGGUGAGCACUGCUGCAGUCCCAUCCCGGGAUGGCAGCGGGGACAUCCACGCUGGCAGCUCUGUCUGUGCCCAGUAGGCUGAGAGCAGAG